Molecule: messenger RNA, 1956 nt
Organism: Olea europaea var. sylvestris
Lineage: Eukaryota; Viridiplantae; Streptophyta; Magnoliopsida; Lamiales; Oleaceae
Exons: 9
Coding region: 567-1556 (329 amino acids)
Molecular function (GO): phosphoprotein phosphatase activity
Source: RefSeq, a predicted model, not a curated record
UUUCAAACUUUGGGGUCUUCUGCAAUAAAAUAAUUGUAAAGUACACCCUCAAUCUACGCCUCUGUCUUCCGUCGCCAUUUCUUAUUCUCAACCAUAUUUUUCUCAAUUCUCUGCAAUUUCUAUGCGUUCUGCGCUGCAUUGAUUCCCUGUUCAACUGAUAAAUCAGUGGAUUGAAUAAUAAUUUGAUUUCAAAAUUCGUCGUUGUAACAGCAUCAUUACUCUGCCGGGAAUCUGCUCCUCUUGAAGUACUCCUGAUGUUUCUUGUAUUUCUGGGUCUGAUCAGAAUCAGAAAAAAGCAUCAUAGAUCCGGAUCUCCCAAAGGUCACUUCUUCAUUGAACGCUAGUGAUGUCUAGGAAGUGUUUUACAUUUCCUGCAGUAGAUAUCUGCCAGGUUAUGGAUAUAACAGAUCCUAAUGGUGAAUGGAGAAAAUGGCCUCGAGAAAGAUGACAAUUGAGCAGAUAAACAAAUGUAUUAGCUUGGAUAAAAGUAAAGCUACAGAGUGAGCAUAUAGUGGGCAUAAUGCAGUUCUCCUGGGAAUGAAAAUUGGGGAAAAUAGAGAAAGAAGAUGUAUCAUAAUGCUAAAAAUAUGCCAAAUAAUCACCCAAAUGAAGACCUUCAUGAGGCUACACCUGUUAAUAAUGGUGAACUAUGUAACUUGGUGUCUGCUGAAGGAGAUAUAUUAAACCCAGGAGCAUCUUGUAGCAACACAUUUAGAAAUAACCCUUCUCCACAACUGGACCAGGAGGAACAGUCUAAAAUAGUAGAUACUGUCCAUUUGCAAUUGCAUUGUGGUUCUUCAAGAGAUAAUGCUUCCCGAGCUGUGAAUGAAGAUAUUAACCUGGCACUGGAGAAAACUUCUGGUGGCUGCAUCAGGAAGAAACUUCUUGUUCUUGAUGUGAAUGGACUGCUUCUUGAUAUUUCUUCAGUUGUACCUUAUGAUUAUGAUCCAGAUGCAAUAAUUUCGAAGAAAGCAGUUUUUAAGAGGCCCUAUUGUGAUGAUUUUCUGAAGUUCUGCUUUGAGAGGUUUAACGUGGGGGUCUGGUCAUCAAGAAAUAAGAGAAAUGUGGAGUCAGUUCUUGAUUUUCUUUUGGGGAAUGAUAAGUGCAAGUUGCUCUUCUGUUGGGACCAAUCCCAUUGCACUUAUACCGAUUUCAAUACCAUUGAGAACAGGGAGAAGCCUCUUCUUUUAAAGAAGCUUAAAAAGCUAUGGGAAAAGCGUGUGCCAGAUCUUCCAUGGGAGAGGGGAGAAUAUAAUGAAUCAAACACUCUUUUAUUAGACGAUUCUCCUUACAAGGCCAUAUGCAACCCACCAUAUACAGCAAUCUUUCCAUACACUUACCGGUUCAGAGAUAGAAGAGACAAGUCAUUAGGACCUGGUGGCGAUCUUCGUGUUUAUUUGGAAGGGUUAGCCCUUGCUGAUGAUGUUCAAGAAUAUGUCAAGCAAAACCCCUUUGGUCAAAGACCCAUCACGGAAAGGAAUUUAUCCUGGCGUUUCUAUCUUAGGGUUAUUGAAGCCAAUUCAUCCCCACCACCAGAUACUGGUGAUGAUGGGUAGUUUAUGAGGACUAUUUUGUUUUUUGACAUGUUAACCUUUGACGGCUUCAGUUCGACAAAACCUUGCCUUCGAAGUUACUGUAACUGCAAUCAUGUAUUGAUGGUUUCACGGGGCAUUUGCAAUGUUCGACGAACAGAUGAAGAAGUGAAACAACACUUUGCUAUGGAAUUUCUUUACUGUGGCCAUUUUGAAAUCAAAGGAGAAGGAUCCAAAUAAUGUAUUUUGCACAUAUCUAUUUUGACAUUUCUUAGGGAAUUUUGUUGAAAAUAAUGUUGUAUCUUCUCAUGAUGCAGAUCCUCUUCUUUUUUGUUUAGUAUGAUUUCAAAUUUAGAGAUAUGGCUUUAAUCAGACUGAAUAUUUUGUUUUUGGUAUUUGCCCUUAUAAACCACUUUCUUUCUUU